AGCCAAAUCACAGACAGUAUAAAUAGCGAUGGCGGCAGGUGGAAAUACACACGACCAGAAGAUCAAGCGUAUGUAUGGGACAGUCCUGGAUCACGUGGGAGGUUGGGAUUACGCCAAACAAACUCAUUUAGUCUGCAAGAUAGAAGGUGACGAUGUCCCUAUAGUAAAAACAAACGAUCCCAAGGGCGCUGGAAAUGUACAUGCUGAGGAGUUAUUGAUAGAUGACUUGGAGAGGAACAACACAUUGAAUGAAACCAACGGCUCCUCUGGUGCCGACCCUGAUCUUUCAGAAGACUUUAAAAAUAUGUCGUUAAAUGAAUCGAAAAAAAAAUGCAACGAUAAAGAAAGCAACCUCCCUGAUCUGUUGAAUAUAACGGUAUACAUAAACAAUUCUCCUUGCUCUCAUCCUGAUCAUGAAUGUACGGAUAAAUUGAUUAAAUUUUUGGAUAGAUACAGAAGAAUUCAAUUAAAUUUGUAUGUCACCAGCUUGUUCAACAUUCGUCGCGAGUCUUGCAUAUCUAGACGAGAAACUCAUUCGGUGAACGAAUUGAUUCACACUAUAACCUGUGAUGGGUUAAAAAAUCUUAUGCAUCACGAACGCUGUGAGAUCAGGGCAUUCACUAAAAAAGACUGGGAAGACUUGUUUGGCAUUGCAAAUGUCUCACAGGCAGUCAGUGACCAGCUUCUUGGUAGAUACGGCACCACCACAGCUGGCAAUGAUAGAAGUAGAGAAGAGGAGGAUAAACGUAUGCAGGGUGAUCUGAACUAUAUCCAUGCCAAUUAAUAACAAGGGCACCGCUAUGCGGAGCAUCCCCUCGCGACAUGAAUUAUUGUGUGUAGGGAUGCAUUAUUUAGCAAUAUAUAGUUAUGUUAAUGAUUAGACCACAUUCUACUAACCCUCCAUUACUGCAAAAACUACAUUUUCUUUACCUGUACUAGAUCUAAAUAAAAAAAAUAUCAAGUUGUUGAUUUGAACUGCUUACUUUCACUUUAGUUUCAAAGAAGUGAAGCAGAGUAUAGAUAACUCUUACUCAGAAAUUUCGAUUGAUAACUCGUAUA
This is a messenger RNA of Magallana angulata, 1059 nucleotides long. RefSeq lists its product as uncharacterized. NCBI's taxonomy places the organism in Eukaryota, Metazoa, Mollusca, Bivalvia, Ostreida, Ostreidae. Gene Ontology annotation, molecular function: zinc ion binding; hydrolase activity, acting on carbon-nitrogen (but not peptide) bonds, in cyclic amidines. The transcript has 2 exons. The record is from RefSeq and is a predicted model, not a curated record. Bases 29 to 784 code for a protein of 251 amino acids.